This is a messenger RNA of Dendrobium catenatum, 824 nucleotides long. RefSeq names its product ATP-dependent DNA helicase Q-like 3. Gene Ontology annotation, cellular component: chromosome; cytoplasm. NCBI's taxonomy places the organism in Eukaryota, Viridiplantae, Streptophyta, Magnoliopsida, Asparagales, Orchidaceae. Gene Ontology annotation, biological process: double-strand break repair via homologous recombination. The coding region runs from base 97 to 645 and encodes 182 amino acids. Gene Ontology annotation, molecular function: nucleic acid binding; four-way junction helicase activity; ATP binding. The transcript has 7 exons. The record is from RefSeq and is a predicted model, not a curated record.
UGCGACUAUCGCAUUCUUUGCCCGUCUGCUUCCAAUCCGGUGGUGGAAGUUGCGAUCGUCUAUUUUUCCUCCGCGAUUCUCAAAUUUUUGCUUCCAAUGAAGAGACCACUCAUUGCUCCCAACAAUUUGUCACGACCUGUGAAUGACCAUUUUGACAAGGAAAGUUUAGUGAAAGUGUUAAAACAACAUUUUGGCUAUUCUGGAUUUCGGGGAAAGCAGUUGGAGGCUAUUGAAGCUUCUUUGACAGGAAGGGAUUGUUUUUGUCUCAUGCCAACAGGGGGAGGAAAGUCCAUGUGCUAUCAGAUUCCCGCAUUGGCAUCGUCAGGCAUUGUGCUUGUAAUUUCUCCUUUAAUUGCGUUAAUGGAAAACCAGGUAAUGGCGUUGAAGGCAAGAGGAGUUCGUGCAGAUUUUCUUUCAUCAACGCAGUUGGCUUGUACUAAAGAGAAGAUACAUGAAGACCUUAACUCAGAAAAGCCCUCUGUUAAGCUGCUGUACGUGACUCCAGAACUGGUUGCAACAUCAGGGUUUACUGUAAAGCUGAUAAAUCUUUACAGCAGAGGGCUGCUUAGUCUAAUUGCUGUUGAUGAGGCACAUUGUAUUUCCACAUGGGGCCACGAUUUCAGGUUUGCUAUGGCUAUUCUAUGAUUUCCCGAUUGAACAUUCAGUUAGUUCAAUUUGUGAGCAAAUAUAUCGUAAUCCGUGUGAUUUGUGAAUUACUAUUGAGCAUGCUUGUGAUACAGACCUAGCUACCGGAAACUAUCUUCUUUGAGGGAUCACAUUCCAGGUGUGCCGAUAAUAGCUUUGACAGCUACUGCUGUUUCUAG